Molecule: messenger RNA, 1881 nt
Organism: Seminavis robusta
Lineage: Eukaryota; Bacillariophyta; Bacillariophyceae; Naviculales; Naviculaceae
Source: the annotation of a GenBank genome assembly
AUGAAGGAAGGAAGUGUGGCGGAUACGUUGUCUACCUCGAAGGAUGACAAUGGCCAGACGAAUCAAGACCCCGGCAGUUGCAAUGUCAAGAAUGGUGGCAUUGUGAUGGAUAGCUCCUCCAAGUCUGAGCCUAGCCGGGAGCCUCCGGUUGGACUGGUCACUACUAACGCUGCUGCCACCAGAGAUACCGGUAUCACACCAAAGCUCGACGCGGCAACUAUAUGCAUACUGGUACCCGCAGCGAGAAGCUCUUACGCAGAGGCAAGGAAGGCUCGUAAAGAAGCAGAGUCCUUGGGCAACGCUAGGGUAGCCAGUAGGCAUUCCUUCACAGCGAUCACGCUCAGCCACAUUCAUAGAACAAACCAAAAAGUCAGGCGGGAGGCAAGACGAAGGGCCACCACUGUUGAGUUAGUGACGACCACAGCAGCGGCCGCAACAACCAUAUCCUUUGACGCCACCGCCGACUGUGCUGCUACUGCUAGUAGUACAGGCAACCAGGAAGAUGACGACACUCCACAAGAGUCCGAUGUCUACGUUCCAGAGACGGUUGCUCCUCCCAUGCUAUUGGAAGCUAGAAUAGUGGAGGAACCUACGCUGGUUCACGCCGAGCCAAUGCCUGGAGCUUCCCACUUUCAAGACGAAGAAUCGGGACAAAGUGAAGAUGGAAGGCCCAAGUUGGACGAAUCCAACCGCUCUGAGAGCAACACUAGUAUCACCGUCAGCCGCAAAUGGGUAUGUGUCAUGUACGGUGCAGCAGCCAUUAUUGUUGGCUUCCUGAUUCUGACUGGGUUACUUGGCAGCGUGCUUAUCACAGCCACAAACUCCUCCGAGUCCACAGAAGAGGAAGGAGAGAACGGUGGCAUCAAGCAAACUGCUUCGUCCGAGUCUCCUUCACCCGUGUCCAGUCCACCUCCGACACCCCGUGCCAUGCUUGACGCUGACUUUCUACCCGAGUUUUCCAUUGCUGCCAUUCUCGAGAAUGAGACGUCUCCUCAAGCAAAAGCCCUCUCCUGGGUUCAAGAGCAUCGGGAUUUUGAGUCCAUGUCAGAGGCACGAAAGCGACAGCUAAUGGCGCUGGCGACACUGUUCUAUGCCACGGGAGGAAACAGCUCUUGGCAACCAACGCCCCGUAUCAACUGGCUCGAUGACAGUCUGCACGAAUGUGACUGGCAAGGAGACAGGGAAUUCAAGCCCAACUGCACUGACGAAGGAGUCUACCAAGCCAUCAACUUGGACAGCGACCGCCUUGUUGGGACGAUCCCACCAGAGAUAUCCUUUUUGACUGGCCUAAAGUGUCUAUCGCUGAGAGAGAAUCAAAUCUCUGGCACACUGACAACACUCUUUGGAAGGCUCACCGGGUUGACAGAGUUACUGCUUCAAAACAAUCAGAUCAGCGGAACGAUUCCAAGUGAAAUCGGUGCUUUGACACACCUCACCAACCUCCUGAUGUCUCGCCUGGAUCUCCGAGGCAGUCUGCCAUCGGAGCUAAGCCACCUAUCUGGACUAGAACAACUGGAGUUUUGGGAGAAUAGCCUUACCGGGACCAUCCCGAGUGAAAUUGGACUGUUGACGGCCUUGACCUUCUUGCACUUGAAUGAGAACAAGUUGGACGGAAGGCUGUCUGACUUGGAGUUUCUUGCUUCACUGACAAACUUGAAAGAACUGCAUCUGUAUGAAAAUCAUUUCUCCGGAUCUAUACCGGUUUCGUGGGCGCAGCUCUCCACGUUGGAGCAACUUCAAAUCUACGACAAUUUGGUAAACGGGAGCGUUCCAGAAGAGCUUUGCAUUGCAUUGACUUCCCUGACCAGCUUUCGAUAUGAUUGCGACCUGCUUACUUGCAGCUGUCCUCAAUGCUCCGAUAAGGAUGAAUCCUGUAAAUGA